Molecule: messenger RNA, 2788 nt
Organism: Cercocebus atys (sooty mangabey)
Lineage: Eukaryota; Metazoa; Chordata; Mammalia; Primates; Cercopithecidae
Gene: ANKS3
Product: ankyrin repeat and sterile alpha motif domain containing 3
Exons: 16
Coding region: 556-2394 (612 amino acids)
Cellular component (GO): cilium
Molecular function (GO): protein binding
Source: RefSeq, a predicted model, not a curated record
GCGGUGGCCCGGUAAGGGAGCGUGGCGGCUAGUUGCUCGCGGGGUUGGCGGCGGCAGCCCGAGGGCGGCGCAAGGCCUGAGGCCCAGCACAGUGAUGUCCGAGCUUAGUGAUGAAGCCAGCGAGCCGGAACUCCUGAACCGCAGCUUGUCCAUGUGGCAUGGCCUGGGGGCACAGGUCAGCCGGGAGGAGCUAGACGUCCCCCUGGAUCUUCACACAGCUGCUUCCAUUGGCCAGUAUGAAGUGGUGAAGGAAUGUGUGCAGCGGAGAGAGUUAGAUUUGAAUAAGAAGAACGGUGGUGGCUGGACCCCGCUGAUGUAUGCCUCCUACAUUGGCCACGACACCAUCGUGCACCUGCUGCUUGAGGCGGGGGUGAGUGUGAAUGUGCCGACCCCAGAAGGGCAGACUCCACUGAUGCUGGCCUCCAGCUGUGGCAACGAGAGCAUCGCCUACUUUCUCCUCCAGCAUGGCCGCCUGGAGGGCGCCUGCCCCACGCAGAGGAGAUGAGGCCGUAACGCACGUUCUGUGUUCUCUUGAAGCAAGGUGCAGAGCUAGAAAUGAAAGACAUCCAGGGCUGGACGGCCCUUUUCCACUGUACCAGCGCCGGGCACCAGCACAUGGUCAGGUUCCUCUUGGACAGUGGAGCCAAUGCCAACGUGAGGGAGCCGAUAUAUGGAUUUACUCCUUUGAUGGAAGCAGCUGCGGCUGGCCAUGAGAUAAUCGUGCAGUAUUUUCUGAAUCACGGAGUCAAGGUGGAUGCGAGAGACCACAGUGGAGCCACAGCCCGGAUGCUGGCCAAGCAGUACGGACACAUGAAGAUCGUGGCCUUGAUGGACACUCACUCGCCCUCUCUGCCCAAGAGCCUCUAUCGGAGCCCAGAAAAGUACGAAGAUCUGAGCUCCUCUGACGAGUCCUGCCCUGCUCCUCAGAGACAGAGGCCGUGCCGGAAGAAGGGUGUCAGCAUCCACGAGGGACCGCGAGCCCUGGCCAGGAUCACAGGCAUUGGCCUGGGCGGCAGAGCCCCACGGCCUCGCUAUGAGCAGGCUCCUCCCCGGGGCUAUGUCACCUUCAGCAGCAGUGGUGAGAACCCCCUGGAAGAAGAGGGCCUCUGCUGCCGGGACGUCACCUCCCCCAUCAACGAGCGGGACGUGGAGAGCAGCAGCAGCAGCAGCAGCCGGGAGGAACAUGCUUUCUGUGCCAACCUGGAGCCUGUCCAGAGCAGCAGCAGCAGCGAGGGCCUAGCCAGAGCCCAGGGGCUCAGCAGCGAAGCUUCUGUGGAGAGCAAUGAGGUGCGGAUUCUUUCUCGUUCUCCCAUAGCCGGUGCCUGGCUGGGAUGCCUAACAUCCCCCAGUUACUUUAAGAUGAGAACGUCUGUAACAAGCACGUGCUACACGUGUGUGCCGCACUGGGACGUGCUGUGUCCAGGGCCUGGCUUCUCAGACGACAGUGAACGCACUGGAAGCCCCUGUGUGGCGGGUGGGGGGUUUCACCAAGGCUCUCCAGUCAGUCUGUGCGCGCCUUCAGAUACAUGGCUCUCACCGCAGGACUCGGACCACGCCUGUAAAAGCUCAGCUCGCAAACAAGCUAAAAGUUACAUGAAGACCAAGAAUCCUGACAGCCAGUGGCCUCCCCGCACUGGGACUGACAGGGAAGACUUUCCCCUUGAGUCCAGCCCCCAGACUCAGAGGGCCCCCUACUCAGGACCGCAGGACCUGGCCACACUGCUGGAGCAGAUCGGGUGUCUGAAGUACCUGCAGGUGUUUGAGGAGCAGGACGUGGACCUCCGCAUCUUUCUGACCCUCACUGAGAGUGACCUGAAGGAAAUCGGCAUCACGCUGUUUGGGCCCAAGAGGAAAAUGACGUCCGCCAUUGCCCGCUGGCACAGCAGUGCCCGCCCGCCCGGGGACGCCCUGGAGCUGGCCUACGCCGACCGGCUGGAGGCUGAGAUGCAGGAGCUCGCCAUCCAGCUGCACAAGCGCUGUGAGGAGGUAGAGGCCAUGCGGGGCCAGGUGUGCCAGGAGCAGGAGCUGCGUGCCGUGGUGGAGAGCUGCCUGCUGGAGCAGGACCGUGCCCGCGAGGACCUCCAGGCCCACCUGCAGGAGACGUGGGCCCUGGCCCGGGACGCUGCCCUUGUCCUGGACCAGUUGCGAGCCUGUCAAGCUGAGCUGUCAUCCCGAGUGAGGCGGGACCAUCCCCCUGGUGCAGCCACCCUGGGCCCAGGCCUCCCCGCAGCUGACGCCAAGGGAUGGCAAGUGUCCCUGCAGGCCAUGAGCCUCCCCGAGCUCUCGGGAGCCCUGGAGGACCGUGUCCACGAGAUGGGACAAGCACUGUGCUCAGUGACCCAGAGCCUGGAGAAGCUGCAGGUGCUGAACGGGAAGAGGUGGCGGGAGCCCUAGCCCGCGGGCCGAAUCUGACGUUGGGUGAUUGGUCCACCCUGAAGCUGUGUGCCAGGGAGUGAAGAGGACAGUAAGCAGGCAGCUGCCACGUGCAGCCCAGGCCCAGUGGGGGCCAGAGGAUCAGGCCCCGGGAGCAGCCGGCAGACAGAGGCAAGACAGGGGCUGCGGCCCUGGCCGAGCAGCUCGGGCCAGCACUGAGGCGGGACGAGGGUCUCACCGAGAACCUGGUGGUGAGGCCCAGAGUUCAUGGGCUGCCCUGGCCCAGACCAGGCAGGGCCCUGGGGGAAAAGUAUAUCCAUACACACACACAGGUGCCAACUGAGGUGUGACCUUAGGGGUGAGGAUUGGGGCGCCUGGAAAAUGCCAUUUGUUGGAAAAUAAAACUGAACAGCUA